Messenger RNA from Didymella exigua CBS 183.55, 1246 nucleotides. RefSeq names its product mitochondrial metalloendopeptidase OMA1. The transcript is spliced from 3 exons. The record is from RefSeq and is a predicted model, not a curated record. The coding region runs from base 48 to 1088 and encodes 346 amino acids. Gene Ontology annotation, cellular component: mitochondrial inner membrane. NCBI's taxonomy places the organism in Eukaryota, Fungi, Ascomycota, Dothideomycetes, Pleosporales, Didymellaceae. Gene Ontology annotation, biological process: protein quality control for misfolded or incompletely synthesized proteins; mitochondrial protein processing. Gene Ontology annotation, molecular function: metalloendopeptidase activity.
UAUCACAGUACAACGACGCCCAUAGCCACACACCACACCACACCACAAUGUACCGUAUACGCCCCCGAACAAUCCCCUGUUACUUCUUCCGCCCCCAAGUCUCCACCAACCAUGCUCACUUUCGCGCCUACCAAAAGAUCCCAUUCGGCCGCCGCGGCCCGCAGUACCAGCGCUUCUCCGCCCGCUCGGGCAUAUCCUCGUUCUUCACAACUUGGGCCGCAAAACCGACUUUCUACCGCGAUGUUGGCGUCAUAACCGCCGCCGGCGGCGCAGUCUACGUGCUGAACCUCGAGCAAGUCCCCGUCAGCGGCCGGCGGCGGUUCAACUUCAUCCCGGCCAAGAUGGAGGAAGCGCUCGGCGAGUCGACGGUCGCGGAGAUUAAGCAGCAGUACGCGGGGCGCUUUCUGGAUGAUGAUGAUCCGCGGAGUAGGAUGGUUAAGAGGGUUCUCGAGCGCUUGUUGCCGGUUGCGUUUCAAGAGGGGAGCGGCCUGGCCGAGAUGAGCUGGGAGGUGCAUGUCAUUGAUUCGCCGGAGAUGAAUGCGUUCGUAGUACCGGGCGGGAAGGUGUUUGUCUUCACGGGUAUACUGCCGCACUGCCGAGAUGAGGAUGGGAUUGCGGCGGUGCUGGGGCAUGAGAUCGCGCACGUGGUUGCGCAUCACACUGCCGAACGCAUGUCCCAAGCCCCCCUGAUCCUGAUCCCGAUCCUGGCCAGUCUCGCCCUCGACGUCUCUUUCUACUCCGCAAACAUGAUCCUGCAGCUCUUCCUCAGCAUGCCCGCGAGCCGCAAACACGAAGCCGAAGCCGACUACAUCGGCCUUAUGAUGGCAGCCCAAGCGUGCUACCGCCCCGAAGCGGCGAUGGAGUUCUGGGCGCGCAUGGAGAAGUCGGGGCAGGAAGGCCCGCCCCAAAUCCUCAGCACGCACCCAAGCAAUCACAAUCGCGAGGAAAAGAUCAGGGAGUGGCUGCCUAAGGCACAUGAGAAGGCGGAGGUAAGCGAGUGCGCGAACACGGGGCGGUAUGUGGAGGAUUUCAGGGGUGCGCUGGGAGGACUAGGAGGGGGCUUUGCGGGUUCGUUCAGAGGGCGGUGAUGAGGUGACGGUAUUAGAGGCAUACAUCUGACAGUGCUCUGUGGCAGAUGCGAGGGGGAUGCUGGCGGUGCACGCGCGGUGAUAAGAUACCCCUAAAAUUCAUCACUCUAGAGUGGUACACAGAGCUGAUGUACGCAUCGCUCGUUACUUUAGCAAGG